Messenger RNA from Lodderomyces parapsilosis, 939 nucleotides. RefSeq lists its product as uncharacterized. The transcript has a single exon. Gene Ontology annotation, cellular component: cytosol; TRC complex. Gene Ontology annotation, biological process: protein insertion into ER membrane. Gene Ontology annotation, molecular function: protein binding. Lineage: Eukaryota; Fungi; Ascomycota; Pichiomycetes; Serinales; Debaryomycetaceae. The coding region runs from base 1 to 939 and encodes 312 amino acids. The record is from RefSeq and is a predicted model, not a curated record.
AUGUCGGAUAAAUUGACUAAAACCAUUCAAAGGUUUCAAUCCAAAAUUGAUGCUGGAUCCUUCUAUGAAGCUCACCAAACAUUGAGAACAAUCACCAAUAGAUACGUCAAAGCCAAACAGUACUCAGAAGCUAGGGAUCUCUUGUAUCAAGGUGCUGACAUCCUCAUUAAAAACAAGGAACACGCUUCCGCAUCCGACUUGAUUCUCUACCUUAUACAAGUUUAUGAGGAAGAAGGAUUGAAAGUUACUGACAGGGAAGCAAAACUUAAAUUAAUUGAUUUGAUUUCAAGCUUGCCCAACAACGAUCCACUGCUCAACGAUUUGGCAAAGGCUAGUAUAACGUGGUCACAGAAAUCGCAAGGCUGUGAAAAAUUUGGUGAUAAUGAAUUGCACCAUUUGUUUGGGUCAAAACUCAUACAAGUGGUGGAGGAGGACAAUAUAGAUUAUGAGCAAAAAGCUAAAAUAUUUGCCGUGGCUGAAUUGCACUUGGUUUUGGGUACAUUUGAAUCAGUGCCGAUUUACGUGAACUUUCUAGUUGCUACUGCAAAAGCCAAUUCAAAUACUGAUGCAGGCGCACUUUUAGCAAGACCUGUGUUGAAUUACGCAUACUUGAAGAAUAUAAAGUUUGUGAAAGAAGCUCAAACAUUGUUUCUCAGAGGUAUUGAUGCCGAGUCAGAAAAAGUUGGGGACAUAGAUUACUAUUCAAAUUAUCCCUUGCUCAACUUUGUUCAAUUGUUGGUCGAAGUGUUACAAAAGGAUCCACAAACAAACAGUCAAAAAUUUAGAAAAUUAUACGACCACUAUAAAUCUGUAUUAAAAGAUGGAGAGUUGUUGGCACCGGUAGAAUACUUGGGCAAAUUUUAUUUCAAUUUAAACAUUGGCAAUUCAAAUAAUCAAGGAGGCUUAAUGGCUAAUCUCAUGAGUGGGUUAUUUAAAUAA